AUCUGUAAUACUCCUCACUUCACUUCUCUACAUCAAAUUAUCCAAACCCCACUUUCCAAAAUCUCCAAAAAAAUCAUCAAAAAUCCAAAAUUUGUUCAAAAGAUCAAGAAACAGAAAAUGGGGUUCAACAAUUAUUACUCAGAUUCAACUGAUCAACCCCAUCACAAAACUCACAAAAUCUUCCUUUUUUGUAACUACAUUCUUCUUGGUGCAGCUUCUAGCUGCAUUUUUUUGACUCUUUCGCUUCGUUUAAUCCCGUCCCUCUACGGGUUCUUCUUCAUCCUCCUCCACAUCCUCACUAUUGGUGGCGCAGUCUUUGGGUGCGCCACAGUGUCAGCACCUGAGGGUGCUGGCAAAUGGUACGGAGCCCACAUGGUAUCGUCUGUACUGACAGCGAUAUUCCAGGGCUCCGUAUUCGUGUUGAUCUUCACGAAAACGGGGGAUUUUCUCGGGCAUUUGAAUUCGUAUGUGAGGGAAGAAGAUGGUGUUGUGAUCUUGAGAUUGGCUGGUGGAUUGUGUGCUUUGAUCUUUUGUCUUGAAUGGGUUGUGCUCACACUUGCAUUUAUCUUGAAGUAUUAUGCUUACGUUGAUGGAAAUAAUGGAAAUGUUGCAAUGGGGAACAGAGCUAAGGUUCAGGAUGAUGCAUAUGUCAAGAAUUGGCAGCCUUUUCAAGUUUAAGUGAAACAUUAGCUGUUAUUUUUGGAAAUGUAAACUUUUAUUUGCUAAUUCAUUCAUUUAUUUGGUUUGUUGUUGUAAUUGGUUGGACUUUCCUUUUGAAGGUUCAUUAUAUGAAUAUGUGUACUUUUCUAAUGAGGAAAUUGAAAUUAUGCAA
Molecule: messenger RNA, 832 nt
Organism: Lycium barbarum (goji berry)
Lineage: Eukaryota; Viridiplantae; Streptophyta; Magnoliopsida; Solanales; Solanaceae
Exons: 1
Coding region: 118-678 (186 amino acids)
Source: RefSeq, a predicted model, not a curated record